UUUGGAAUGGGGUGGGGGUGGGAGCGGGGGACCUGCAGGAGCUGGGGCGCUGGGUAUGGUAGGGCCAGCCUCUGGACCCCAAAGAAAGCAGGGGUAGGGGUGGGGCCGUGAGGGAGCCCCAGAAGGGGUGGUAUGGAGGGAGCUGGGGUGAAGGAGGGACAGGAAACAGGAGAGGCAAACCCUUCGAGUCCCCAGGCUGGGAGCCCUGGCCCCGCCCACGCCCCAGAGGCCACACCCUUCUCCCCGCCUCCGGGAGGAAGCGCCCCAGGGUCUUUGGGACCAGAAGGGGUCAAGUUUUUGCCUCCAGGGGCUGCACUGUCCGUACCCAGGUGAGGGCGGGGCAGGGCCCUGGGGAAUUUGCUGGAAAUUUUUAUUCGAGGUUAGAUCCUGAAGACCCAGCGUACACUUUUUUAUUUGAGGUUAGAUCCUGAAAACCCAGCUUGACCUUCAACCCUUUAGAAAGCCGUCAGAGGUCGGGACCAAGAACCCAGGGAGUGGCUCUGCCUAGGGAGUCUUUUUUUGCCUGCAGCCUAAUUUCCUUGGCCCCCUUGUGCUUCUGGCUGUCACUGUCCAUUUCAGUGCCCACAGCCAAUCCCCUGAAGGGCUAGAGAAGGCAGGUGGUCCAGGCAGCUCCUCCUCUACCUUACCAGGGACCUAGAGAGCCCCUUCCUACCACACCUCUACCCAGGCUUCCCCCACACCCACACUCACAGAUAAUGGGUCCUGGUGGGUGGGAACGGGUGGUUGUUUGCCACUGGCCACGAAGGUGGCUGCUGGUAACCUGGGGAGGUAAUCUCUCCAGUCUAACUUCCAAAACCCCUCGCUCAUUCCCAUCGCCAAGGCUCUGCUCCUGCUAUUCUUUUGCCUGGAUCCCUGAAAAUGCUUCUCUACUUGUCCCAAUCACAUUCAUACCUUAAAGCCCGUCUGGAGCCCCACCUCCUUUCCUUGGUUCCACUUCCAUGCACAGAUCUUUCUAUUCUGUGAAUGCCCAUUACCAUCUACCCUGGCCAUGAAAUGGCACUUUGCUGCUGACUAAUGUCUCAUGUGCCCUGAGUUUCAUGUGUGUUAUGUAGAGUUUUCCAAAUGGGCUGCAGCCCCAUGAAAUCUGGGGCUGGUUUUCAGGUCCAUUGUCCCCCCGUGCCUGCACACAGGGACUAGACCUGACCAAUGCCUACUAACACUUGCAACCACCCAGAGCUCAGUGGGCCACUGGACAGAGCUCAUCCUCUGCCUCUUACCUGAAGAUGUGAGUCAUCAAGGGCACCCCACCUCCUGGUGGGUGCUUCUAGCAGGGACAUGUCCCCCUGGGGGACAGGGACAAGGGCAGACGCCUCUAGCUUUGUGUAAAGCUUGGAGCUCUCAACUCUUGGGGAGGCCUUUGGGAGAAAGAAGACAGCACAGGAGGUAGAUGGGCCCAGUGGGCACACUUGACAUUUGUGAGGGGCUGGUCUUGGUGGUGGGCGAGACUGAAGGAGAUGGUCAGGCCAAGGAAGGGAUCUGGUGGUACUGAGGGGAGGGUCACUCAAGUCGGCAGACAACACCUUCCUGGGCCACCCCAGGCCCAGGGCCUUGCCCUGCAGCCCCUCUCUGGAAGGCAUCCUUACCGACACAGAGACAGCAGAUACAUAGUGCAUAUGUGUCCCCCGGGGCACAAGCACCAAUGCAAAGGCCAGAGGAACAAGGAGUCACAUGAAUUUGCACCUACAGGCACAACUCAGUCACGAUCUGCCCACUCACAAGGCCCUCACCAGCAGACUGCUUUUACAGGGGCGACCCCAGGUGUGCCCCCACCCCCGGGGCGGGGGCUGCCUUCAGACCAGAAAGCAGGGGCGCCAGUGUGGGUGUCCCGGGGCCAGGACUCCCAUCUCACAAAGGCCAGGAUCCUCAGGGCUCAGCCCCAGAAGGGCGCUCAGCAAGAGCCACGCCGCCUGCUGGCUCCUGCUUCCCGCCCCGGGUGGGCAGGAGGGCCCCGAUUUCAGCGGGCAGGGUGCCCUCCUUCCCAGCUCGACACGGCCGAUGGGCCCAGGCCGCGCUCCGGGCAGGCCGCGCGCGUGUCCGCCCGGAGCCGGAGUCCCCCCUGCCGUCCCCCCAUCUCUCCUUCCCUUGCCGAAGCACCACCAGCACCAAAUGGCAAAGCGCCUCUCCCCGCGCGCGCGGAGAGAUGCGCCGCGACCGCCGGGACGGGCUCGGCAGCCUCCCCCCUCUCCACGGGGCACGAGCGGGGGGCGGCCGGCGCUGGGGGGGUGUGGGGGUGGGCACGGCCCGGCCCGCGGCCGCCCUCCCUCGCCCGGGGAACCGGGCAGCGGCGGGAGCCGGCCCGGGCAUGCGCACUGCUGCCUCCCUCGCGGUGAAGGGCAGUGGUAUUCGCAGAGUCCGCCUUGCCACUGGCCUCCAGGUGGGUUAGGACCCUCCUUGCCCCUCGCUGCUGCUGCUUCCAGACCCCUGGCUUUGCAUCUUACCUCCAUGGCGCCUUCUUUUCUGGAGCAUCCUAGCUCCUGGCUCACAGCCAUUCCCUCUGUCACCCCUGACCUCUUCCUGCUGCUUUCCCAGGUCCUCAUGGACAGUCCCUCCCACACGUCAGGGCUCUGGGUUCCUGGGCCGCCUCUUCUCCAGCGAUUCUCUGCCCUCCCUCAGUCACUCAUGCCAGCUUCACCUCUUGCAUCCUUGUCAUUCCAGCCCCACCACCAAUCUCAGCCUUACACCCCACUCUCUGACCACCAUCUCCCUGUCCAGCUCCCUGACAUCCAAAGUCUGUGAUGCCACUGGAACUGCUGGUCCGUUUCUCUGACCUGCACCCCUCAUCACAAACACACCCUCUUACACUUACUCUUUCUUAUUUUUAGUUAUGGUAAAACAUACCUCUAUGGUUUUUCCAGUAGUCAUGUACAGAUGUGAGAGUUGGACCAUAAAGGCCGAGCACCCAAGAAUUGAUGCUUUUGAACUGCG
Messenger RNA from Bubalus bubalis (water buffalo), 2946 nucleotides. RefSeq names its product basic salivary proline-rich protein 2-like. Bases 1690 to 2757 code for a protein of 355 amino acids. NCBI's taxonomy places the organism in Eukaryota, Metazoa, Chordata, Mammalia, Artiodactyla, Bovidae. The record is from RefSeq and is a predicted model, not a curated record. The transcript is spliced from 2 exons.